AUGCUUGCCAAGUCUGAGAAGCAGAUCACUCCUACGUUCUUGGAGAAGGCGCCGAAGCCUGCCGUGGAGAAGGCGCUGGCGAAGAGGGAGGAGUACGGACAGCAGAAGGCAGCCCUGCUCGUCCAGCUCGAGGACCUGCAGAGCAGCGAAAAGCAGUCCACCAGGACCGAGAGAGGCCCUCAGCCUGGCGUUGGCGGUCUUCGGCCUGGCACCCCGACCCGCCCAGGAGGAGAAGAAGGCCGACGUGCCCGAAGAAGUGGAGAAGAAGGAGAUAGACCCGGAGCUGAAGGGGCCGCAGGUCCAGCUCCCCCAGGGCGCGAGGCAAGAAGACAGGAUAAGAAAAGGUCUCACCAAAUGGAAAGAGGAAAUCGAGAAGAUCAAGGCAGGGAAUCUGAGCGAGGAUGA
Messenger RNA from Prorocentrum cordatum, 405 nucleotides. NCBI's taxonomy places the organism in Eukaryota, Dinophyceae, Prorocentrales, Prorocentraceae. The record is from the annotation of a GenBank genome assembly.